Nicotiana tabacum (common tobacco) is the source of this 846-nucleotide messenger RNA. RefSeq names its product oleosin H2-like. NCBI's taxonomy places the organism in Eukaryota, Viridiplantae, Streptophyta, Magnoliopsida, Solanales, Solanaceae. Gene Ontology annotation, biological process: lipid storage; response to freezing; seed oilbody biogenesis. Gene Ontology annotation, cellular component: membrane; monolayer-surrounded lipid storage body. The record is from RefSeq and is a predicted model, not a curated record.
GCAACAUGUGUCACUUCCACUCCCCACGCGUCCAUUCAACUCCUCUUUAAAUUCAUCAACUCCUCCAUUAAUCUUUCGUAUCACUUCAAUUCCUCUCUAGCUAAAAAAUCUAACUCUCCACAUAUAUCCAUCCAAUCCAUGGCUGACCCACGCCAGCAGCAGCAGCAACAAAUACAACCCACUGAAGCCAUGAAAAGCCUCGUCCCUCAAAAGGGUCCAUCAAAAUCACAAGUUUUAGCAGUAGUUACUCUCUUCCCAGUUGGAGGUGCUCUCCUUUGUCUUGCAGGGUUGACGCUUACAGGAACUCUUAUCGGUCUUGCCGUUGCAACUCCUCUGUUCUUGCUGUUCAGCCCCGUUUUGGUGCCUGCAGUUCUAACCAUAGCAUUGGCUGUCACUGGAUUCUUGACAUCAGGAGCUUUCGGUAUUACGGCGCUGUCUUCGCUGUCUUGGAUCAUAAACUACUUGAGAGGGCCGGCGAGAGAGCAGUUGGAACAUGGAAAAAGGAGAGUGCAGGAUACAGCUGGAACCAUGGGACAGAGGACAAGGGAAACUGGUCAGAAGGCUCAAGAAGCUGCAGGUGGGAGAACUUGAGCUUGUGUAGACAGACAGUGAUGGAUCUUAGACUAUAUAAGCAAAUCAAUUUGGAUUCGCCAGUGUUUGUAGACAUGAUCUUGGUUGUAGGCGUCAUCUUCUUGGAAAAUAGCUCAAAUGAAAUGAAUCAAGAGUGUAGUGUGUUUUUACACAUUGUGUAGUGUGAAAGUUUUCUUUUCCUAGAGUGCGGCAACAUUUGGUUUCUUUGUGUAAUAAAUCGGAUGUUUUUUUAUCUUUUACUAUAGAGUUUCAUCA